Molecule: messenger RNA, 1273 nt
Organism: Thamnophis elegans (Western terrestrial garter snake)
Lineage: Eukaryota; Metazoa; Chordata; Lepidosauria; Squamata; Natricidae
Product: sulfotransferase 1C2-like
Exons: 9
Coding region: 260-1171 (303 amino acids)
Biological process (GO): sulfation
Cellular component (GO): cytoplasm
Molecular function (GO): sulfotransferase activity
Source: RefSeq, a predicted model, not a curated record
UUUCCUGUAUUUUUAUCUUCUUUUUAGCAGAUCUUGUUCAAUCUUCACCAUGUAUGUUAUUAACCAGAAAGUUCCACUUGUCUCCUGUAUCAUGAAACUUAAUGAAAGAGCUAUCGGGAUCACCUGCCCCUCUAAAACAUUCAGUUGGGGUCUGCAGACCUGGAGGAAAGCCAAACACUGAGGCAUAUGAAAAGAAGAAUUAUUGUAGACCUGAAGAACAAGAACAUUGGAGCACCAGAAAAAGCUUUACCCGUUGAAUAUGGAGCUACCUUCUAGCCUUGAAGAUUUGGACCCCAAAUUUGUCACACGUUGCUCACUGAUAGAGAUCGAAGGCAUUUCUUUGCCCACCACAACUGCAAAACACUGGGGUCAGAUAAAAAGCUUCCAGGCACGGCCAGAUGAUCUCCUCAUCUGCUCUUACCCCAAAGCAGGGAGCACCUGGUUGCAGGAAACUGUGGACAUGAUCCAAAAUGCAGACAAUCUGCAGAGAUGUGCUCAAGCCCCCAUCUACAAGCGGAUGCCCUUUCUGGGUAUGUUUCCAAUCACCUUUCCUUCAGACUUGGACAAUGCAGAAGCAAGGCCUUCUCCACGCUCACUCAAAAGUCAUCUCCCGGUUCAUCUUCUGGCUCCAUCCUUUUGGGAACAAAAGUGCAAGGUAAUCUAUAUUGCCAGGAACGUCAAGGACACUGUGGUUUCGUAUUUCCAUUUCCAUCACAUGAACAAAACCUUGCCACAUCCAGGAAACUGGGAAGAGUUUCUGGAUAAGUUCCUUGCUGGAAAAGUUAUCUGCGGCUCAUGGUUUGACCAUGUCUGUGGCUGGUGGGAGGCCAAGAAACGCCACCCGAUUCUCUAUCUCUUUUACGAAGACAUGAAAGAGGACCCAAUUCGGGAAAUGAGGAAAAUAGCCCAGUUCCUGGGAUUAGAGAUUCAAGAACCAGUUCUGAAUCAGAUUUUGGAGCACACCCAGUUUGAGACCAUGAAAAGAAACACAAUGGCUAAUUAUAGUAACGUGUCUCCCUGUCUCAUGGACCACAACGUGUCACCCUUCCUGAGAAAAGGUAUUGUUGGUGACUGGAAGAAAUGCUUCACAGUGUCUCAAAGUGAGCAGCUGGAUGGCCUCUGUAGUCAGUUGCUGGAAGGCAGUGGCCUGACCUUCCGCACAGAGCUGUAAAAGCAGUUCUUCUCCACACAGCCUUCUCAAUCAAGCCUGCUUAAAUUAUUAAUCUUCCUUGCAUUUAAUAAAAUAAGCCAUGGAUCCAUAAUCAAAUGACAA